Molecule: messenger RNA, 519 nt
Organism: Raphanus sativus (radish)
Lineage: Eukaryota; Viridiplantae; Streptophyta; Magnoliopsida; Brassicales; Brassicaceae
Exons: 1
Coding region: 1-519 (172 amino acids)
Molecular function (GO): RNA-DNA hybrid ribonuclease activity; nucleic acid binding
Source: RefSeq, a predicted model, not a curated record
AUGAUACCAAAUCCUGGUUCGACUGAUAACGCAUCGUCUGACUGGCUAUCUGUAGAAACUUCUAGAGUCUGUUUAUUUGAUGGUGCAUGGAGUACAGACGAUAAAUUUACCGGCCAAGGCUGGUUCUGCAGGAAAAAUGGAGUAACCGAGAAGAUGAUGGGUGCCAUGAGUCUCCGCCGAAGCUUAUCCGCUUUACAUGCUGAAUGUGAAGCUUUGAUAUGGGCGAUGGAGUGCAUGAAGGUUCUCAACUUCUCAGACAUAGUCUUUGCAACGGACUGUUCUCAAUUGGUGAAGAUGGUGUCAUCACCUGGGGAAUGGCCAGCUUUUGCUACACAUUUGGAGGAAUUUCAACGCAGUAAGACUUUCUUCCCUACUUUCACAAUCCGACAUAUUCUGAGGGCGCAAAAUCAAGUGGCGGACAGACUGGCACGAGGUGCUAGACGUUCCCCUUCAGCUGUGUUUUAUGUCGACAAUAUGCCUCCGGCUUGGUUCUCUGAGUCCGGCGCGCAUACAUCGUAG